Cuscuta epithymum is the source of this 1742-nucleotide messenger RNA. The record is from the annotation of a GenBank genome assembly. Lineage: Eukaryota; Viridiplantae; Streptophyta; Magnoliopsida; Solanales; Convolvulaceae.
CUAAGGAUUCCCAUGGAUUUCCAAAACUAAAAUACAAAGGAAAUAACACAAGGAAACUCACUUCUCCCCCCUUCGGAUUUCCACGGAUUUCCCUUCAAGAUCAGCAAAACAAAGCCGUGAAGAAGAGAACUCACCAGAGCGGCGAGAGCAAAACAAAGCCAGAAUCAAGGACUCUAACCGGAGCCGUCUAGCUUGCCAGCUACAUCACCGGAAUGGGAAGUCGAGGGUGAGAGCUCCAGCUUCGGAUCUGGCGAGCGGCAAAACCGGAUGCUGAGGCUUCGUGGUGGCUAGGGUUGGUGGAUAGCAGGCCGCUGUUCACUUCCACCGUUCUACGGUUGCUGGCCUGACGUUCCGAUGCCCUGUUCUCGUAUUUGGUUUAAGAAUAUGCCCCGUUUUAUGAAUCUGUAUACUACGAUCAGAUGCUGAGAGGCAGAAGCAAGGGAACUUUUACAAUAUCCAUGGAAUUGAUUAGAAUCUGACAGAUUCUAUACAAUUCUUUUAAAAUCCAUUAGAAUCUUACUCUUUUAAAAUCCUUUAAAAUUCUAAUUGGGGACACCCCCGGAAGCUUCAAGUCUCAAGUUUCUAAGUAACGAUCUCCCAUUGAAUAACCCUUUUCAAUCUCUCUGCCACCAGCCAGUUGGAGCCAUCCCCACAGCGGAUUUCUCACUCCCAGAUGGCGAACCAGUGAAAGCAUAUCCAGAGUUCAUCGCUCUCCGACAGACCCAUAUCCAGCCAUCAAUACCCGGUAAACAGAAAAUAUCAGACGUAAGUCUGUCUACAAUCUGGCAUCAUUUGGUGAAAUAUAAAGGAAAGCGAAAAGUUUGAAAUAAUAAGACAAAGUCAUCUAACAGAAGCUUUCAGGCAAUCAUCUGGUGUGGGAUGGAGUCGAAUUUGAGACAUGCAUUAAUACUACUUUAUCUAACUGUAUUUCCCAUGAUUAUAAGUGUGAGGGCCUGGACCGGUGCUAUCUAUGGUCGAGUUGUGUGUGAUGUAUGCAGAGAUUCUUCUAUUGGCCCGGAAGACCAUGUUCUGGAAGGAGCAGAGGUUGCUGUUCUUUGCUUAACAAAGACCGGUGAAGUUGUAAAUUAUCAAGCAUUCACGGACUCGAACGGGAUAUACAGAGUAGCAGAAAGUAUGCCAGAGAGUGAUCGGUGGGAUACAUGCUUGGCUAGACCCAUAAGCAGCUUCCAUGAUCACUGUACACACCUCAGAGAAGGCACCAGCUCGGGCAUUAAGUUCAGAUACAACCAUCGAUCUGGCUAUUCCCAUACGCUCAGACCAUUCGUUUAUCGGCCAGCCUCUCUCCCAACUUACUGCACAUGAUGAUUCUCAUUUCUUCUUGCCAUAGCUUGGUUUGGGUGAUCGUUGGGGAGGUGGAUCAAGAGCUGCUGGCAUCGGUGUGUUUCAAUAUAAUGAACCAAAUCUAAUGAUAAUAAAUUUUGAAUUGAUACCAAUAUUGACAUCUUUAUUCAUUUUUUCCAAUCAAGGUGAGCAUACAGUUGAACCUCCAACACGUACACGAGUAUGAUGCAAUCAUUUAGAAACAACACGUACACAGUUGUUCAAUGCAGUUUUGAUAGAUGUGAGAUCAACCUUUUAGUUUCUAUGUUACCACAGGCCCACAAGCCACAACAAGAAACAAUUUACGGGUGAUUCUAUAUAGAGGUGUCUGGAUCUAAAUAGAUCAAUCAAAAUAUGUUGCAGUUGAAUUAUUUAUGUUAAAUUAAAAAUGAUAUAAUGAU